AUGGACUAUCUAUUGUUUGAUAUAGGCGGGAUAGAUGAAGAAGAACUUCUUAAUGCCUUAAACACGAUCCCCGAGAGUCUUGAGGAAACCUACCAGGAAGCACUUGAAAAGAUUCCAGCUAAGCAACAGCAACGAGUAUGGAAUAUCCUUAUAUGGCUCACUUGCUCACUUCGACCUAUGACAAUAGAAGAAAUUGCUGCAGUGGCUUCUAUUAAGUUUCCUAGCGAAGUCCUAGUAGUUUGCACUAGUUUGCUAGUAACAAUAAUUGACGAAAAAACCGAUAAGACUAUCAAGCUCGCCCAUUUCUCCGUUAAGGAAUACCUUAUUCUUAAGAGCGAAGAAUCUAAAGGUUUAUCACAGUAUAGAUUUCAAAGCGAACAAGCGCAAGCCUUUAUUUCGAAAACUGCAGUUGAAUAUUUUCUUCAUUCAGGCAACUCAAAUAUAUCUAAUAGAAAAGGGCUCCCAGCAUCAUUACUAAAGUAUUAUGCAGAAUUCUGGCCACGGCAUGCUAUUAAGGCUUUUGAUUCUGAUUACCACGAUACAAAAGAGUUACAAGACAAAAUCAAUUCAUUGUUUAGUCCAGAUCAUUCCCAGGGAUACAUCACUUGGCUUCAGACAUUUGACCAUGACAGGGAGAGAUAUGAUCAGUAUAUAAGAGCGGGAUAUCCUGAACCACUCUAUUACGCUGCGUUGCUUGGACUCCGAAUGACGGCGGAAAAGCUUCUGGUGCAAGGUUGUCGAAUAAGAAUGUACGAGGGGAGGAAAGGGAAUGCAUUGAAUGCAGCAGCUAUUGAGGGGAAUUUUGAAAUUAUAAAAUAUUCAGAGAAGCAUCACGAAAGGGUUUGGAGGAUGGCGGACUUGGCUAAAAUUGCGCGAGAAAUAAGAAAAAAUGUUGAAAAUACUUUUGUGCUAUUUUUAACAAAAGAGGCAGAGUUGGUGAUCACAGAAAAGGUUGUCAAGGCAGCGGCGGAGAAUGAAGAGUGUGGGAAAGAGGUGAUGAUGCUCUUGCUUGAGAAGCGAGGGGCAGACGUGGUGAUCACAGAAGAGGUUGUCAAGGCAGCGGCGGGGAAUAGACUUAAUGGCAAAAAGGUGAUGUUGCUCUUGCUUGAGAAGCGAGGGGCAGACGUGGUGAUCACAGAAGAGGUUGUCAAGGCAGCGGCGGGGAAUAGACUUAAUGGGAAAGAGGUGAUGAUACUCUUGCUUGAGAAGCGAGGGGCAGACGUGGUGAUCACAGAAGAGGUUGUUAAGACAAUUGCAGGGAGAUUUGGGAAAGGGGUGAUGAUGCUCUUGCUUGAGAAGCGAGGGGCAGACGUGGUGAUCACAGAAGAGGUUGUCAAGGCAGCGGCGGGGAAUUGGCAUAAUGGGAAAGAGGUGAUGAUGCUCUUGCUUGAGAAGCGAGGGGCAGACGUGGUGAUCACAGAAGAGGUUGUCAAGGCAGCGGCGGGGAAUGAAGAGAAUGGGAAAGAGGUGAUGAUGCUCUUGCUUGAGAAGCGAGGGGUAGAGGUGGUGAUCACAGAAGAGGUGGUCAAGGCUGCUGCUGUAAAUGGCCAAGAACAGGUUCUACACAUAUUUGAAACAGAUCUUGCUACCAAAGUUAGUAGCUGGGUGCCAGUUGCGCGACUUUACAACGCCUCAAAAGCUGGUAAUAAGAAUAUGGUUCAAACACUGCUAGCUCAAGGGGUGUACCCUAAUUCAAAAGACGAACAAGGCCGAACUCCAUUGUGGUGGUCUGCAUCGAACGGUCAUUUAUCUAUCACAACAUUGCUAUUGGGAAAAGACGAUAUACCUCUGAAUGAAGCGGAUAGGGAGGGGUGUACGCCAUUGCACGAAGCUGCUGGAAAUGGACACCUAUCAAUAGUCAAAAUCUUGCUAUGCCAAGAUGGCAUCAACCCUGAGUUGAUAGACAUCAAUGGAAAAACGGCUUUUGCAUGGGCGAUAGAGAAUGGAUAUGCGGGUAUUGCGGAUAUUUUAAAAACUUUUGUUAAAUCAAAAGAGUAG
Molecule: messenger RNA, 1998 nt
Organism: Hymenoscyphus albidus
Lineage: Eukaryota; Fungi; Ascomycota; Leotiomycetes; Helotiales; Helotiaceae
Source: the annotation of a GenBank genome assembly